This is a messenger RNA of Marmota flaviventris (yellow-bellied marmot), 3496 nucleotides long. It is a transcript of the gene Mttp, whose product is annotated as microsomal triglyceride transfer protein. NCBI's taxonomy places the organism in Eukaryota, Metazoa, Chordata, Mammalia, Rodentia, Sciuridae. The record is from RefSeq and is a predicted model, not a curated record. Gene Ontology annotation, biological process: lipid transport; lipoprotein metabolic process; cholesterol homeostasis. Gene Ontology annotation, molecular function: lipid binding. Gene Ontology annotation, cellular component: Golgi apparatus; endoplasmic reticulum; basolateral plasma membrane.
GUUUGGAGUUAGAAUUUGGGGAGUGGGAGGUAGUUACGGUGACGUCAGUUUUUCCCCUUAAAGAAGUAAAGGUGUACUUAAGGGCAUUUAUUCAUUCAUAUUUUUGUUCUGAGGAGAGUCACUCCCUUGCUGCCUGCCAUCUGAAGAGUCCACUUCUCAGUGACUCCUUGCUCAGGACUGGAUGCAGUAGAGGGUAGCUGGUCAAUAUGAUUCUUCUUGCUGUGCUUUUUCUUUGCUUCAUUUCCUCAUAUUCAGCUUCUGUUAAAGGUCACACAACUGGUCUCUCAUUAAAUAAUGACCGGCUGUACAAGCUCACCUACUCCACUGAAGUUUUCCUUGAUGGGGGUAAAGGAAAACUCCAAGAUGUUGUGGGCUACCGAAUCUCUUCCAAUGUGGAUGUUGUCCUACUGUGGAGGAACCCUGAUGGUGAUGAUGACCAACUGAUCCAAAUCACAGUAACAGAUGUAAAGGUGGAAAAUGUGAAUCAGCAGAGAGGAGAAAAGAGUAUCUUCAAAGGAAAAAAUGCACCCAAAAUCAUAGGAAAGGCAAACCUGGAAGCUCUGCAAAGACCUGUGCUCCUUCAUCUAAUCCGUGGAAAGGUCAAGGAGUUCUACUCAUAUCCAAAUGAGCCAGUGGCCAUAGUAAAUCUCAAGAGAGGCUUGGCUAGCCUAUUUCAGAUGCAGUUAACUUCUGGAAAAACAGAUGAGGAAGAUGUCUCUGGAAAUUGUAAAGUGACCUACCAGGCUCAUCAAGAUAAAGUGAUAAAAAUUAAGGCCUUGGAUUCAUGCAAAAUUGAGAGGUCUGGAUUUACAACCCAAAAUCAGGUUUUGGGUGUCAGUUCCAAAGCCACAUCUGUCACUACCUAUAAGAUAGAAGACAGUUUUGUUGUAGCUGUGCUUGCAGAAGAGAUACAUGCUUUUGGGAUGAAUUUCCUCCAAACCAUCACAGGAACAAUAGUGUCAAAGCAGAAAUUAGAGCUGAGGACAACGGAAGCAGGCCCAAGACUGAAACCUGGAAAGCAGGUUGCAGCAGUAAUUAAAGCAGUUGAUUCAAAAUACACAGCUAUCCCUAUUGUGGGGCAGGUCUUCCAGAGCGAAUGUAAAAGAUGCCCUUCUCUGUCAGAACACUGGCAGUCCAUCAGGAAACACCUGGAGCCUGACAACCUCUCCAAUGCUGAAGCUGUCAGAAACUUCCUGGCCUUUGUUCAGCACCUUAGGACUGCAAAGAGAGAAGACAUCCUCCAAAUUCUGAAGACUGAAAAGAAAGAAGUACUACCUCAGCUGGUGGAUGCUGUUACCUCUGCUCAGACUCCAGCCUCAUUAGAAGCCAUUUUGGACUUUUUGGAUUUCAAGAGUGACAGUAGCAUUGUCCUACAGGAGAGGUUUCUCUACGCCUGUGGAUUUGCCUCCCAUCCUGAUGAAGAACUCCUGAGAACACUCAUUAGUAAGUUCAAAAGUUCCUUUGCAAGCAAUGACAUCAGAGAAACUGUUAUGAUCAUCAUCGGAGCCCUUGUCAAGAAGCUGUGCCAGAAUGAAGGCUGCAAACUCAAAGCAGUAGUUGAAGCCAAGAAGUUAAUCCUGGGAGGACUUGAAAAACCAGAGAAAAAGGAGGACACUAUGAUGUACCUGCUGGCCCUGAAGAACGCCCUGCUUCCAGAAGGUAUCCCGCUCCUUCUGAAGUACGCGGAGGCAGGAGAAGGGCCCAUCAGCCACCUCGCCACCACCACUCUCCAGAGAUAUGAUGUCCCUUUCAUAACAGAUGAGGUGAAGAAGACCUUGAACAGGAUAUACCACCAGAAUCGCAAAGUCCAUGAAAAGACUGUGCGCACGACUGCAGCUACUGUCAUUUUAAAAAACAACCCCUCUUACAUGGAGGUAAAAAACAUCCUGCUGUCUAUCGGGGAACUUCCCAAAGAAAUGAAUAAAUACAUGCUGUCCAUUAUUCAAGACAUUCUGCGGUUUGAAAUGCCUGCAAGCAAAAUGGUCCGUCGAGUUCUCAAGGAGAUGGGCACUCACAAUUAUGACCGUUUCUCCAAGAGUGGAUCCUCUUCUGCCUAUACAGGCUACAUAGAACGUAGUCCCCGUGCGGCAUCUACCUACAGCCUUGACAUUCUUUACUCCGGUUCUGGCAUUCUAAGGAGAAGUAACCUGAACAUCUUUCAGUACAUUGGGAAGAGUGAUCUUCACGGUAGCCAGGUGGUCCUCGAAGCUCAAGGGCUGGAAGGCUUAAUUGCAGCCACUCCUGAUGAGGGGGAGGAGAAUCUGGACUCCUUCGCAGGCAUGUCAGCCAUUCUUUUCGAUGUUCAGCUCAGACCUGUCACUUUUUUCAAUGGAUACAGCGAUCUGAUGUCCAAAAUGCUGUCAGCAUCUAGUGACCCUGUCAGUGUGGUGAAAGGACUAAUUCUGCUAGUAGAUCACUCUCAGGAGCUUCAGUUGCAAUCUGGCCUAAAGGCCAACAUAGAGGUCCAGGGUGGUCUAGCUAUUGAUAUUUCAGGUGCAAUGGAAUUUAGUCUGUGGUAUCGUGAAUCUAAAACCCGAGUGAAAAAUCGGGUGGCUGUGGUAAUAACUGGUGACAUCACAGUGGACUCCUCUUUUGUGAAAGCUGGCCUGGAAACCAGAGCAGAAUCAGAGGCUGGCCUGGAAUUCAUCUCCACAGUGCAGUUUUCUCAGUACCCAUUCUUAGUUUGCAUGCAGAUGGAUAGGGCUGAAGCUCCAUUCAGGCACUAUGAGACAAAGUACGAAAGGCUGUCCACAGGCAGAGGCUAUGUCUCUCGGAAAAGGAAAGAAAGUCUACUGGCAGGAUGUGAAUUCCCGCUCCACCAAGAGAACUCUGAGAUGUGCAAGAUGGUGUUUCCCCCGCAACCAGAAGACUCCUCUUCAGGUGGAUGGUUUUGAAACUGAGUGCUGAUUUUUCACUUGAAUUUGUCUCCUCUAAAGGGAUACAAUGUGACAUGCCUAAGUACUUGCUCUCUGAGAGCACAGUGUUUACAUAUUUACCUGUAUUUAAGAUUUUUGUAAAAAGUGAUGGAAAACUUCAAUUGAUUAAAUUUGGGCCUAUUCAGUACACUACCUGCAAUGUCACUUUCAGUCAUCACGUGACACUUUCAACAACUUUCUACUUUUCUUGUACCUCUCUCAAAUCCCAUCUAGCACAGAGAAAUUAGUUCUGCUCUAAAAAGAAACAAGCGUUUAAAAACAAAACAAGCAAACAAAAAACCACAGACACUUAGGAGAAUCCAAUUUUGUUUUGACAGUUGGCAGUCGAUAGAUACGAAAGCCUUUGAGAGAUCCUUAAGUCUGUCUGGCUUUCUAAGAGGCAUAUUGUCUGCUAAGGGGAAAAAAAAUCAGACCUUUUUCUUUUUUUCUUCUCUUUUUUGGGGUGAGGCUGCAGGGAGAGGCUGAAGACGAGACUUUAAAAGAAUGUUAUUAGCCAGCUUUUAGAAUUAAUAUUUACAUCUUCUGUUUUAUUAAGCAUUAAGGUAGAGAAUAUGCAUAAU